Exophiala aquamarina CBS 119918 is the source of this 1131-nucleotide messenger RNA. RefSeq lists its product as uncharacterized. The coding region runs from base 1 to 1131 and encodes 376 amino acids. Gene Ontology annotation, molecular function: transporter activity. The transcript is spliced from 5 exons. The record is from RefSeq and is a predicted model, not a curated record. Gene Ontology annotation, biological process: transport. Lineage: Eukaryota; Fungi; Ascomycota; Eurotiomycetes; Chaetothyriales; Herpotrichiellaceae.
AUGACGCUCUCCGGUGCAUGCACUGCGUUAUCAUCCAUAUCAAUCUUUAUCCUCAUGGCGAGGCAUGCAACCCACUACAGCAAACCCAAUGAACAGAGCAAAAUCUUGAGAAUCUGCUCGCUGAUCCCUAUAUACUCCAUCCUCUCCCUCGUCACGAUUGCUGCGCCAAACUCAUUCGUUUACUUGACACCGUGGCUCGAAUUCUUCGAAGCAUGGGCGCUAGGAAGCUUCUUCCUUCUUCUUUGCGAGUUCGUCUCGCCAAGUACCCAAUUUCGAGAUGUUUUCUUCGCCGCUUUGGAGGUGCCGCAGAGGCGUAGAGGCAAAGUCCAGCCACAGGAUGGACUAGAAUGGUUCAGGAAAAAGUGGUUCGCCGUAUUCCAAUAUGUCAUAGUCGCCAUUCUUAUCGCCAUCAUUACAGCUAUCACUCAGGCUGCAAAUGUGUACUGCCUUACCAGCAACAAGAUCCACUUUGCACAUAUCUGGUGUUCCAUCGUGGUCAAUAUUUCCUUGGUCAUGGCGGUCCUUGCCGUCAUUCAAUUUUACAACGCUCUUAAAAGGGACCUGAAGCACCACAAGCCAUUGGCCAAGUUCCUUGCCUUCAAGUUGAUUAUUUUAAUCACUUUCUUGCAAAAGAUCGUCUUCUUGAUCCUCCAUUCAACAAACUUACUCAAGGAGUCCUCCAAACUCACUUACGCGGAUGUCAACAUGGGUAUUGAGACAAUGCUUGUUUGCGUGGAGAUGGUCCCAUUCUCGAUAUUCUUUCACUACGCGUACGACGUGGCAGCGUACGACCUGACGAAAUGUCGACCACUGCCCCUGUCUGACAUCGCAUCUGGCGCCAGCAGCAGGUCCAGCGUUGAGGAGGGCAACGCAGGCUACGAACUCCAAUCUCGCCUUGUACAGCCGAUAAAACAGUCCAAUCAAAGGGAGCAAUCACGCUUUGGCAACCGCAGCGGUGCAUACUACGGUGGUCCUCUAGGCAUCAAGGCCUGGGCGGGUCUCGUGGAUCCUAGGGAAAUCAUUCACGCCAUCCAGUUCUCCUUCGUCAUGCGCAGCGAGGCGAGCAAGAUGAAUCGCGAUGUCGUGGCUAUGGGUCUUCCACCUCCUUCCUACUACGCUGGACGACGAUAA